Messenger RNA from Raphanus sativus (radish), 666 nucleotides. Its product is annotated as calmodulin. Gene Ontology annotation, molecular function: calcium ion binding; enzyme regulator activity. The transcript is spliced from 2 exons. Lineage: Eukaryota; Viridiplantae; Streptophyta; Magnoliopsida; Brassicales; Brassicaceae. The record is from RefSeq and is a predicted model, not a curated record. Bases 86 to 535 code for a protein of 149 amino acids.
AUAAAUAGUUUAUUGCAUCCACCACGCGCUCGAGGGAAUCGAAGAAACAACGAAUACCAGCGAACUAAAUUAGAAGAAAAAAACAAUGGCGGAUCAGCUUACCGAUGACCAGAUCUCCGAGUUCAAGGAAGCCUUCAGCCUAUUCGACAAGGACGGAGAUGGCUGCAUCACGACAAAGGAGCUGGGGACGGUGAUGAGAUCGCUUGGGCAAAACCCGACAGAAGCCGAGCUCCAAGACAUGAUCAACGAGGUUGACGCAGACGGGAACGGGACAAUAGAUUUCCCGGAGUUUCUGAACCUCAUGGCCCGCAAGAUGAAAGACACUGAUUCGGAGGAAGAGCUUAAAGAAGCCUUCAGGGUUUUCGACAAGGACCAGAACGGUUUCAUCUCCGCGGCCGAGCUCCGCCACGUCAUGACAAAUCUCGGGGAGAAGCUGACCGACGAGGAGGUGGAUGAGAUGAUCCGUGAGGCUGACGUGGAUGGUGAUGGUCAGAUCAACUAUGAUGAGUUCGUCAAAGUUAUGAUGGCAAAGUGAAAAAAAAGUACAGAUUUGGUUUGUGACUUUUUAUUAUUUUGGUAACUCUGCUUCUCUAAAUUGCUGUCUUUUGUCUUUGGUUCGUGACUUUUAUUAUUGGUAAAACUCUGCUUAUCAUUUUAUUUCGUGCU